GCGGUGCCGGUGGCGGCGGCCCCGCCAUGGCGGUGUCGCCCUACGUGCAGGCCAUGCAGGAGCUGUUCCGCGCCAACACGCGCAGCCGCGAGUUCCCGGCGCACGGCGCCAAGGUACACUCGGUGGCCUGGAGCUGCUGCGGCCGCCGCCUCGCCUCCGGCUCCUUCGACAAGACCGCCAGCGUGUUCCUGCUCGAGAAGGACCGGCUGGUGAAGGAGAACAACUACCGCGGCCACGGGGACAGCGUGGAUCAGCUCUGCUGGCACCCCAGCAACCCGGACCUGUUUGUCACAGCGUCAGGGGACAAAACCAUCCGCAUCUGGGACGUCCGCACCACCAAGUGCAUCGCCACUGUCAACACCAAGGGUGAGAACAUCAACAUCUGCUGGAGCCCUGACGGGCAGACCAUUGCCGUGGGGAACAAGGAUGAUGUGGUCACCUUCAUUGAUGCCAAGACACAUCGCUCCAAAGCUGAGGAGCAGUUCAAGUUUGAGGUGAACGAGAUCUCGUGGAACAACGAUAACAACAUGUUCUUCCUCACCAAUGGCAAUGGCUGCAUCAACAUCCUCAGCUACCCAGAGCUGAAACCCAUCCAGUCCAUCAACGCCCAUCCUUCCAACUGCAUCUGCAUCAAGUUUGAUCCCAUGGGGAAGUACUUUGCCACGGGCAGUGCUGAUGCACUGGUCAGCCUCUGGGACGUGGAUGAGCUGGUGUGUGUGAGGUGCUUCUCCAGGCUCGACUGGCCCGUGCGGACGUUGAGCUUCAGCCAUGAUGGGAAGAUGCUGGCCUCAGCAUCAGAAGAUCACUUCAUUGACAUUGCUGAAGUGGAGACAGGAGAGAAGCUCUGGGAGGUGCAGUGUGAGUCCCCCACCUUCACAGUGGCCUGGCACCCCAAGAGGCCUCUGCUGGCCUUCGCCUGUGACGACAAAGAUGGCAAAUAUGACAGCAGCAGGGAGGCUGGCACUGUCAAGCUCUUUGGGCUCCCCAACGACUCCUGAUGAAGCUGCUGCCCCCAGGGAGGCAACACCUGCCUGCCCUCGAGGGUGGGAGCUUGGCACAGGUGGGCCAAGGAGCUGGCUCAUCUCCUUGCCAGCCUGGCAGGGCUGUGACCUGGGGCUCAGCUCGGUGUGUCCUCUUCUUGGGAGCUUCAUAAACAGGCAGCUGUGUGCUGGGGAGAAUGGGGGGAUUCUGGCAGGGCUCCCCCUCCGCUGCCUCCUCUCUGGGGCGUGGGGGGCUCGUUCCAAAGGCAAGUGGCCAAAGAAAAUCAGUCACUGAAGGCGGCUGCUGAGGAGCCUGCCAUGGGAGCUGCUCUGCUGUGACCAGGCUCCCCAGCAGUGAUGAGAUACGUGACUGUCCCCUUGUCCCCAAAAGCCUGGUGGCAAGGGCAGCUCUGGGAGCACAGCCUGCCUCUCCCUCUCCCAGACAUCCCAUGUCCCUUCCCUGUGCUGGGGCAAUGAGGGGAGAG
This is a messenger RNA of Melospiza melodia melodia, 1465 nucleotides long. It is a transcript of the gene THOC3, whose product is annotated as THO complex subunit 3. Lineage: Eukaryota; Metazoa; Chordata; Aves; Passeriformes; Passerellidae. Gene Ontology annotation, biological process: mRNA export from nucleus. The coding region runs from base 27 to 998 and encodes 323 amino acids. Gene Ontology annotation, molecular function: protein binding. The transcript has 6 exons. The record is from RefSeq and is a predicted model, not a curated record. Gene Ontology annotation, cellular component: THO complex part of transcription export complex.